This is a messenger RNA of Colletotrichum navitas, 1608 nucleotides long. Its product is annotated as cytochrome P450. The transcript has a single exon. The coding region runs from base 1 to 1608 and encodes 535 amino acids. NCBI's taxonomy places the organism in Eukaryota, Fungi, Ascomycota, Sordariomycetes, Glomerellales, Glomerellaceae. The record is from RefSeq and is a predicted model, not a curated record. Gene Ontology annotation, molecular function: iron ion binding; heme binding; oxidoreductase activity, acting on paired donors, with incorporation or reduction of molecular oxygen.
AUGCUGAUAUCUCUAUUGACCGCCUUGGUGGCAUUUUCUCUUUAUUAUUAUCUGCACGUACGCCAUCUCUUCAGCCCUUUCCGAAAUCUUCCGUCACCCUCUCAAGGAGCUAUCUGGACCAGACUGCUUCACGAACCCCGAUUGCCCGAGAUUGAGCACUGGAUCGACACAAUUCCCAACAAAGGUCUCAUCAAGUAUCAUGGACUUUACAACCGAGAACGCGUGUUCAUCACGAGCCCAGAGGCCGCAAGAGAAUUUUUGACUGUGGCACCGUACAAAUUCGUUAAACCCGAGCUCCAGUCUAUUCUAUCGGAACUCAUUUCGGGGCGUGGGCUGCUCACACUAGAAGGGGAGGAGCACAAGCAAGUCCGCAAACGACUAAAUCCAGCCUUCAACCAGGCCAACCUGAGGGCCUGGUUCCCUACCUUGUGGAAAACCGCUAUCAAAGCCCUCAACACAAUUCCUCUUUACACUGUUGUCGAUAACAAUCUUGCUCCGGCCGGCAGCCCGAAAGCCUCGUUUGCCAGUGCCACAUCGAUUCAAAUACCGAUAGCUGCAGCCAGUAUCGAUAUGAUUGGUCACUUUGGAUACAAUGUGGAGUUUGAUACCAUCAAGAUAAUGGCAUCAAGCAAGCUUCAGUCUGAUGCCCGACAUUCCAAGGACAAAAGAAGGAGGUUUGGCCGCGCAUUCCUACACAUGUUCAAAACAACGCGCCACGGCCAAUUGACACUCGAAUUAGCGUCUAUUAUUGGGCCAAAGAUUGCACUUAAAAUACCACUGCGUGCGGUUAGGACCAUUAAAAGCAUUAUGGGGCUAUUCUACGAUAUGAUGCGGGAAAUUGUUGAAGAACAUGAGCGCGCUGAAGGUGAAGGUGAAAAGCAAGCGCAGGGGCCCACAGACAUCCUCACGCACGCAGUCCGAUCCGGAGUGCUGUCACAUGCCGACCUCAUUGAAGAGGGCGUCCAUAUGAUCUCUGGGGGCACCGAAACGUCGAUAGGCACUGCGACCUGGGCGAUGCACCUUCUAUCAAGACACCCGGAGGUCCAAUCACGUCUCCGUGACGAGAUCAGGGCGAACAUACCAUCGCCCUAUGAUUAUGUUAGGACCGAACGGGUAGGGCAGGCCGAUCUGCGCAGCCUGCCAUACUUAAACGCUGUCGCCAACGAGGUCCUCCGCUACCAUUCUGUCAACGGUCUUCUUUGGCGCGACUGUAUCGAACCUGUCACGAUUGCUGGUGUACCCAUCCCCAAGAAUACAACGAUGGUCUUCUCGCCAUGGGUCCUGAACCGUGACCCCAGACACUGGGGCCGCGACGCCCGUAUUUUCAACCCGGACCGCUGGGUCAAAACUCCUACUACUGGCGGCGCUGAUCAUCCGUAUUCCUUCAUGACUUUUGGGGGAGGGCCUAGGCGAUGCAUUGGCGAACAGUACGCCCGUGACCAGUUGCUUUGUGUCAUCUGCGCCUACAUCGGCCGCUAUGAGCUCUUGCCUCUGGACCCGGUGAAUGGCUCAGAUGAAGGUACCGAAAUUGGCGACAACUUUGCUUUGACACUUUUUAAGAUUUUGGACGGGUGGAAGCUGCAUGUUAGAACGAUCCCCGGGUGGUAA